GGAAAACGCGUGCAGGGAUCCCCACGUGUCCGGACGCGGUUGCCGGGCAGACGCAGGGAAAUCAACACAACAUCAAAUACACGCCGUGCCUGCAUUAGACUCGCUGUCUCCCGCACCCCUUCCACCUGUCUGGACAUCAGCAUAGAAUAAAAUCACCGUCACACGCGCCUACUUUCUCCCCAACGCAAUUGUUACCCCGCACAAAAUGGCAAACGCGAACGUCGCCCAGCGUCUCCAGAAGGAGCUCAUGGACAUUAUGACCAAGCCCACACCCGGCAUAACCGCCUUUCCCGACGACGAAAACAUGACCGUGUGGACUGCCACCAUCGACGGCCCAGUCGACACACCCUACGCCAACCUCGUCUUCAAGCUGUCCAUGGAGUUCGCCAGCAACUACCCCUACAGCCCGCCGACCGUCCUCUACAAGACGCCCAUCUACCACCCCAAUGUCGACUUCUCGGGCCGCAUCUGCUUGGACAUCUUGAAGGACAAGUGGAGCGCCAUCUACAACAUCACGACUGUAUUGCUGAGUCUCCAGAGUCUGUUGGGGGAGCCAAACAACUCAAGUCCGCUCAACGGUCAGGCCGCAGAGCUCUGGGACAAAGACCCCGCCGAAUACAAGCGCCUCGUUCUUGCACGCCACAAGGCACCUGAGGAACUGGACGCCUGAGUGCCUUCGCCACUUCCACUUUGAUCCGGCGCUGCCUCACGGCUCGGUGCGUCUGACAUUCGGUCCGGCACGCGCCUGACGGCACAGUCGUUGCGCAUCUUGAGCGAGGCGUUGAACGCGGGCCAGAUGCUUGUCGUCAACCUUUGACGAUAUGCGCCUGGCACUCAGCGGUCGGGUUAUGAAACGAACUUUGCUUUUU
Messenger RNA from Alternaria alternata, 869 nucleotides. Its product is annotated as ubiquitin-conjugating enzyme. The record is from RefSeq and is a predicted model, not a curated record. Bases 206 to 670 code for a protein of 154 amino acids. NCBI's taxonomy places the organism in Eukaryota, Fungi, Ascomycota, Dothideomycetes, Pleosporales, Pleosporaceae. The transcript has 3 exons.